Lepisosteus oculatus (spotted gar) is the source of this 2543-nucleotide messenger RNA. It is a transcript of the gene slc38a4, whose product is annotated as solute carrier family 38 member 4. The record is from RefSeq and is a predicted model, not a curated record. Lineage: Eukaryota; Metazoa; Chordata; Actinopteri; Semionotiformes; Lepisosteidae. Gene Ontology annotation, cellular component: plasma membrane. Gene Ontology annotation, biological process: amino acid transmembrane transport. Gene Ontology annotation, molecular function: L-amino acid transmembrane transporter activity.
GAUUAAAUGAAUUAGCUUUCCUUUGCUGUCAGUGAAGAGUCAAUUUGGUCGUCCCAAAUCCACAUUUCAGAGUACCUACGGGAAAAUUUGCCGAGGAUACCUUUAUGAGAAAGCUGUCUCCUGAUAUUCUUACAACUUGAGGAGCUAAAAAACAGCAAAGCAGAAGAACAUCGUGUAUUUGUCCCCGAUUUUAAAUAAGCAGCAUUCAGCUGACGUUUUUGGUGACAUGGACCGAAUGGAACUUAAGAAAGUAAGCACUGAGCAUGAUGAUGACAGUGCCGAUAGCCUAGAUGACCGAUUUACCGAGCCUAUUGAUUCAGAGAAGGUAACAAUUAAUAGCCAAUACUGUGAUGAAGACGAUGCUGAAAGUCAGAAGUUUCUUACAAAUGGAAUGCUGAAGAAGAAUUAUGAAGAGUGCCAUGAUGAAUAUCACCCAGGGACCACCUCCUUUGGGAUGUCAGUAUUUAACUUGAGCAAUGCCAUUAUGGGGAGUGGCAUCCUUGGUCUGUCAUACGCCAUGGCCAACACUGGAAUUCUGCUGUUUGUAGUUCUUCUGCUGGGAGUAGCAAUAUUAUCAUUGUAUUCUGUGCAUCUUUUACUGCAGACAUCAAAAGGAGGAGGCUCUUUAAUAUAUGAGAAACUAGGAGAAAAGGCUUUUGGAUGGCCAGGAAAAAUUGCUGCUUUUGGAUCUAUAACGCUCCAGAAUAUUGGCGCGAUGUCAAGCUACCUCUUCAUUGUAAAGUAUGAGCUUCCUGAAGUCAUUCGGGCAUUUAUGGGACUUGAGGAAAAUUCUGGUGAGUGGUACCUAAAUGGAAACUACCUGGUGAUUUUUGUGUCAUUUGGCAUUAUCCUUCCACUUUCAUUACUCAAAAAUCUUGGCUACCUUGGAUAUACCAGUGGCUUUUCUUUGACGUGUAUGGUGUUCUUCUUGGUAGUUCUGAUCUACAAAAAAUCUCAGAUCCCUUGCCCACUACCUUUAUUGGACCACCAUUAUGCAAACCAAACCUUUAAUGUAUCUGUGCCAAUGCCUUCAUACAUGCUACUCAAUGGAACAGUCAAUCAGGAUGCCGGUGAUGUGGAGUUCUCUCAUGGGGGCACAAGUGUUCAUGUAGAUCAGUAUUCUGAGGGUGCAGUACCUGCCAAUGGAGUACACUUUGAACCUCACAAGGAAGACAUGUGCAAGCCAAAAUACUUUGUGUUCAAUUCACAGACUGCUUAUACGGUACCCAUCUUGGCAUUUGCAUUUGUGUGUCACCCAGAGGUCUUGCCAAUCUACAGUGAACUCAAAGGUCGUUCACGGAAAAAGAUGCAGAAUGUUUCCAACCUGUCUAUAGCUGCAAUGCUCAUCAUGUACCUAUUGUCAGCCCUUUUUGGAUACCUUACAUUCUAUGAUAAUGUGGAGGCAGAAUUGCUUCACACAUUCACCAAAGUGUACAAGUUCGAUACUCUGCUUCUGCUGGUCCGCCUGGCAGUGCUGACAGCUGUGACGCUCACUGUCCCCAUUGUGCUCUUUCCAAUCAGAUCUUCAAUCACAACACUCUUGUUUGCUGGUAGAGAGUUCAGCUGGAUUCGACAUUUCCUAAUUGCUGCAGCCUUGCUAUUCUUCAACAAUCUCUUAGUCAUAUUUGUACCAACCAUUAGAGAUAUUUUUGGUGUCAUUGGUGCGUCUGCUGCAACUAUGCUCAUCUUUAUUCUCCCAGCUGCAUUCUAUCUUCGACUGGUAAAGAAUGUUCCCCUGCUGUCGGCUCAAAAGAUUGGGGCACUUGUAUUCCUCAUCGUUGGAAUUAUUUUCAUGAUUGGGAGCAUGACCCUCAUUGUUCUUGACUGGAUUCAUCACCCACCUGGCUCAGGUGGCCACUAGUGUUCUGAAGCUGGAAGAUUAUGCACUGAUACCUGGAAGUGUCAUUCUCCUGGUAGAAAUACGCUAAUAAAGUGAGCCCGUUCCAUUUGAGGAGAUGCCAUUCCACACUGGUGUUAAAAUGAUCCAGAGACUGAGUAUUAGUGUUUUACUAGGGAUCUUUAAAAAAAACAUACCCGCCCAGAUUGUUUCUUAUUUAUAUGUUAAAAAUAUGGAUUAUUUGAGGGUUCCUUUAAAGAUGUUUUGCUGUGUAUUUUUGUUUUUUAGACAUUUCUAGAGCAGUAACAGUAUAGCUGGUCAUUAUGGACAGCAAAAAAAUCAUUCAAAGAUAUUGAGUGUACCUGAUAGUCAUAUACUGGUGAAAAACGUUGCCAAAAUGUGGUUGCACACAUGCCUUUCUGCUAUUGCCAUGUGUGUGCAGCCUAAGUGAGGACUGAUAUUUGCAGGUCAAAGCCAAUAAUCACCUUAAGUGUAAUUUUACUACUGUUUUCUGGGGGGAGAAAGGCGAACCUGACCAAAAUAGCUGCAUUUCUUCAGCUCAGUUUUGGAUAUUGGAGGUACUGACCAUUGUGUUUUUAAGGGCCACAGUACCUAUGCACUUACCAAUAAGGGAAAUGUUUAGCUUAGAAGAACAGCAGUUUUAACUCCUUAUGUCUUCAGAUAUACAUUUUAUUUAUGUGCAAAC